This is a messenger RNA of Hibiscus syriacus, 883 nucleotides long. Its product is annotated as PLASMODESMATA CALLOSE-BINDING PROTEIN 3-like. The record is from RefSeq and is a predicted model, not a curated record. NCBI's taxonomy places the organism in Eukaryota, Viridiplantae, Streptophyta, Magnoliopsida, Malvales, Malvaceae. The transcript is spliced from 4 exons. The coding region runs from base 24 to 695 and encodes 223 amino acids.
ACAUAUGACACCACUGAUACCAAAUGAUCCCACCAUUUACUCUCUCCUUGUUUCAUACCACUGAGAGUGAGCGACUUCCAUUUCUCUUAUCUAAUACCCUUUCCUCCCCACAGUACUCUCCCAUGUCUGCCUUUGUGUUUGCACUGCUCAUUUUGGCCGUCACAGGCACCUCGAGUGCAACAUGGUGUAUAUGCAAAGAUGGAGUGGGGGAUGCAAUGUUGCAGAAGACAUUGGAUUAUGCAUGUGGAGCUGGAGCUGAUUGUAACCCUAUCCAUUCCAAUGGCCCCUGUUUCAACCCCAACACUGUUAGAGCUCACUGCAAUUAUGCCGUCAACAGUUAUUUCCAAAGGAAAGGCCAGGCUGUAGGCUCUUGUGAUUUUGCUGGCACUGCCAUUGUCUCUCCUUCUGACCCUAGCUUUGCAGGGUGUGCUUUCCCAUCUAGUGUCAGUGCCGCAGGCACCACGACCAACACAACUCCCUCGACCAUGAUCCCAGGCACAACCACCCCAACAAGCACAACGACACCGUACGGUUCAACAACACCAGUAGGAGUGUUGGGAGGAGCCGGCACCGGCUUAGGCCCUUCCGGAAUCGGGAUCAACACUGACUACAGUGACGGAGGUUUAAGGCUGCAUGGUUUCAUCUCCUUUGCAACUCUACUGCUUCCAAGCUUGAUUAUCACAUUCUGUGGUUGAAGAAAAACAAUGAAUGAAUUGUGGGGUACCGUUUUAAGUGUUUAACUAGUUUUUCAUUUCAUGUAAAUUAUUAAUUUGAAGAUAAUCUGUCACCAUGAAGCUUAUCCUUAUCCUUAGUUAUCUAUUAAUUGUUGGUAGCUCUUGAUUGUGUUUUUUAAGGGUUUAGACAUUAUGUUUGAAUAAAUUUG